Molecule: messenger RNA, 2933 nt
Organism: Austrofundulus limnaeus
Lineage: Eukaryota; Metazoa; Chordata; Actinopteri; Cyprinodontiformes; Rivulidae
Gene: scyl3
Product: SCY1-like, kinase-like 3
Exons: 14
Coding region: 308-2608 (766 amino acids)
Biological process (GO): protein phosphorylation
Molecular function (GO): ATP binding; protein kinase activity
Source: RefSeq, a predicted model, not a curated record
GUUUGUGUUUACAGCAGCUUGGCUUUUUUAUCACCUUGUUUGACCACAAACUACGCUCAACAAUAACCGUAAAUAAGUUUUAGAUUUUUUCCAUUCUGAUAUAACUAGCUUGUUUAAUUUAGAGCCAUCCCCACGGUUAGCAUGACGGUUUGGGGGCUAACGAGCUAUCGACAAGCUGGCUAACGACGUCGCGACGAAGUUAGCCAGCAAAGGCAACCGACCCCAUCGGCUAACUCUCGGCACACGUCCAGCGGUUAGUACAGCUUGUGCGGUAAUUCAGAACCGCCGGCCAGGAAGAAGUGCGGCCAUGGGUGCGGAGAGCAGUGGGCUACGGGGCUGCACUCUGCUGGGGGAGCCGCUCAUGACCCUGCCCUCUGGACUCMCCAUGUACUCCGCGGUUCUCCGGGACGGAAAGCCCGCCUCUGUGUUUGUUCACAAGCGGGGCAAUGAAGAUAAAGUCAACAAAGCUGCCAAGCAUCUGAAGACGCUGCGGCACCCGUGUCUGUUGCGCUUCCUGUCCUGCUCCGUGCAGGAUGGUGACAUCCAUCUGGUAACAGAACAUGUGCAGCCUCUGGAGCUGCUGCUGGACGGUCUCUCCCCUGAGGAAAUCUGUGCAGGCAUCUACGACAUCCUGCAGGCACUUGUCUUUCUGCAUGACAGGGGUAAACUGAGCCACAACAACGUCUGUAUUUCGUCGGUGUUUGUCAGCGAAGAUGGUCACUGGAAACUGGGAGGGAUGGAGACUGUGUGCAAGUUCUCUGAAGCAACUCCUGAGUUUCUCCUUAGCAUUGAGAAAGCCAGAGAGGCGAGCUAUGUUCCUCCUGAAGAGCAGGUCGAGGACUUUAAAAUUCUUCCAGACAAUCAUGCUCAUGCUCGAGACUGUUACUCUUUUGGAAUGAUGGUGGAGGCUCUCAUCCCUCUCCUGAAUGAUUACGUGUCACAGGAGCUGUCCAACAGUCUGACAAAAACUCUGCAGGCUGGCCUGCUGAACUCUGACCCCAUGGCUCGACCAUUACUUAGCUCCUUACUGACUCAUGACUUUUUCAGGAAUGACUUUCUAGAAGUGAUGAAUUUUCUGAAGAGUCUCACCCUGAAGACCGAAGAGGAGAAAAAUGAAUUCUUUAAGUUUCUUCUAGACCAUGUCCAGACACUUCCUGAAGAGCUGAUAGCUGCACGUCUCAUUCCCAAACUUCUCAACUCGCUUGUUUUCGCAGAGCCGAUGGCAGUCAAGAGUUUCCUGCCUCAUCUUCUAAGGCCAAAGAAAGAUACCAGUCAUGGUAGUAGCAGUGAAGAUUGUCUGCUGUCUGUGGCCCUUUACCGUAAACAUGUGAUACCUCAGCUACUAAAGCUCUACAAAGUCAAAGAGGAACAUGUUCAGAUUGUGCUCUUGACUCACAUCCACCUCUAUGCUGAGUUCUUCUCCCACGAUGAACUUAAAAACCAGAUCRUACCUCAGAUUUUGUUAGGAAUGAGAGACACAAACGAUGCUCUGGUUGCCAUGACCCUGCAGAGUUUGGCGGUGUUGGUUCCUCUGCUGGGGGCUCAGGUGGUGGUUGGUGGGGAGAGAACAAAGGUCUUUAAACGCACCACUCCCAGUUUUACCAAGUCUGCAGAGGUCACCCCUGAAGCUUCUCCCGUCCAUAUAGUUGGAAGCUCCCACCUUCAGAUGGCUCAGCCUARCAAAGCUUUAAAUUUCUUUCCCAGACCAUCGGGAACUGAGGGUUUGGUCCUCAGUCACAUGGAAAACUUGGCAGAUACUCGACAAAAACRAAGAGUUAUUGUACCAACAUCAGAUGUCAGUCAACAGAUGUCUCUACCCUUGAACGGCUUUCAUCAGGACGGUGAGACGGAGCCAUUGUCACACAGUUCAGAACUGACGGACAGACUAGAGGGCCACGUGGAAGACUGGCCUGACUGGAGUGACCGUGAGGAUGGUGAGAGAAGAGAAGGACAACCUGUUGAAAUUCACAUUCAGGCCUCAGAAGCUGUUGGUUCAGUGAGCAGCAGACUGACACAGGACAACACAGAAGAGGAGCCYUGGGAUGACUUUGAGGACACUGAACCCACCUCAGAUCUGUCCCCUGCAGCUCCCUCCACAGACUCAGUCACUCUGCCUCCCAGAGAAAGCGCCACUCCAUCUGUUAAACACACUCCUCAAACACUGAAACUUAGUUCCUCUAAACCCCUUAAACUGACAACACUGCAUCAGUCGCCACAAAGCAAGAGUCCCCCAUCACGGGACAGUUCCUGGGAUCAAAAGAAGACUGAUUCUCCGACAUCUCACAAAUCUGCAGUGCCACAGAUGAGUAGAAGUAAAGGUCUAGGGGAUGAGUUUACCAUCAAGGUCAAGAAAAAGGCAAAAAUAGACCCAGAACUGGAUUUCUUUGCAGAUAUGGUGCCGAACAUUAAGUUGUCAUCUUUAGCUGUACUGCCAAUAGAGAGAGGUGACACAAGACCAUCUGGAGCCUCGCCAAAAACCACUCAAUCUGUAGAGCUGGACCCGUCUGUUGAUACUUCAACACUUACUGCCAAGUUCGCAGCAGUCAACAUGUCUGAGACUGAACCAGACGGCUGGGGAGACGCAGACUGGGAGGAGAGCGGCUGGUGAUGUUCGACACAAAAAUCCAUCCGAAGCAAAGCAUUUAACCACUGGAGACCUUUAAUCCUUGUACCACAUCUGGAGUGCCACUUCCCCACAGAGCAGUAAAAUGGAAGUAACUUCUUGUGUAAAGCAAUGCAGUAAAAACAGGGAGGGGCUCUUUUUGUUUUUUAGAGCUGCUGACCUUGGAUCAUCAGUACAUUUAACAUAAGACCUUGCUUUGAAUUAGAGGGAGAUACUGUCCAAUGGUGCUGGAUUUAGACACAGAAAGCCAUUUGUAAUUUGUUUGCCAACUGACAAUAAUCAUAAAGAUGAUAAAGAAUUUUAAAUUGAA